Molecule: messenger RNA, 1581 nt
Organism: Penicillium nucicola
Lineage: Eukaryota; Fungi; Ascomycota; Eurotiomycetes; Eurotiales; Aspergillaceae
Exons: 1
Coding region: 1-1581 (526 amino acids)
Source: RefSeq, a predicted model, not a curated record
AUGGGGAUGAGUCCGGUCGAGUCCGCAGAGAGCGAAGGGGAAGCAUCACAACCACAGCAGCUUCCCGUUCGACCUCGUACCAGUCGUGCGACAUCUGGAAGAAAGUCCACGCGGCUCAAAACCACCUACCAAUUCGCCCAUCCUGCCUCGCACGCUCGUCACAAACGGUUGCGACUGCGUCCGAAGCUCCUGCUACAGCUGCAACAAGUGUCGCAAACACCUCGACCACUGCCAGUCGUCGAUAUCCUCCCCUCGACUUCAUACCUCCCCCUGUUGGCGCGAAAAUUCCCCGCCAUCUAUCGCACCAGAAAUGGACUUGGUCCCUAUGAUUUGAUUGUAGUCAUCAGUGAACAGUACGAGCGAACGGUCACCAGCAUACCCGAAAAACACGUGAGUUCAGAGGAUGAGACGGACGACCAUCGCGAGGUAGUGGCGACUAUCUGUCAAAAGACGCAAGAAGAUGCUCGAUUGAAAGGCAAGGCAGAGAUCUGCUUGAAUUUUGGACCGGUCUGGGAGGCAACUCCACUUCCAAGUGGUUCAUACGAGUUUGUUGCGCAGACCGACAAUGGUGCGCAGGUUGUGCGAUGGGCGUUGCGCAGUGGGAGGAACCGCCGGAUGACCGCGCCUGCGGGCAUGAACUCCCGCGAUGAAGGCAAGCGAUUCACCUUCAGCGUUCUCGACCCGACCACCCGCCGACACCCUGUCAUUGCAUCCAUGACUCGCAAUCAGUUAGAAGUCCACGAUGAGUACUCCAUGACUACCCGGACCGGUACUGGCCCUACGACUCCGACUUCCGCAAUGUCCGUAGUAAGCGAUGCCUCGGAUGACAUGCCACUUGAUGCGAAUAUUGUUACGCUUGAGGAUGAAUUGCGAACCUUGAUCAUAACCACCGGCGUCUGGGUCGCCUUCCGCGAGGGGUGGUCCCAUAAUUUCAGCUACGGCGACCCGAUCUCCUCCGGCGCACGAUCAGUCGUGUCUCCAGCUUCCUCAAGAGCUGCAUCUCCGACGGUAACCAGGAAUGACCACGACCCUUUCCCUGACAAUGACGAGGCCAGUCCCACGAAAGGAGCCAGUGGCAAGCGCUGCAUGUCAAUAUCAGGUGUUCGACGUUCCAACACAACCGCGGCGGCAGACGAUACGCAAUAUGGAAGCCUGUCAAAACGCUCAAACUCGACCGGCGCUGCAUUCAUGGAGCGCGCUAAACGACGCUCUGCCUCGGGACUGAGUACUCGGCUGAACCGGCACAGCAUGUUCACUACAGGCGAGCAUGGCCGCGAUAUCGUCGUCUCCCGCUCUCGUCCUGCAUCGUUACGCCAAAAUUCUUCCUCGUCAGAAGAGCCGUCUCAUCUGCCUAUCCGAUCGAAAACCCCGACUCUCAAGCCGGAGAAGGAGAACACAAAACCUACGAGGUCAGACAAAGACAUUUCAUCCUCAACUCCUCACCAGGCACAAAAGGGUACUAGAAAAGAGAAGCCCGAACCAUCCAAACAAGACAUAAUCGAUCCAACUUCCAAGCCCAAACGCCGACACCGUCUCAGUACCUUUUUCCACAUGUUUAGCCGAAAGCACGAUAUUCAUUGA